AUGACACUUGGGAUGCCCUAUUACGCCCAGAAUCAUCUCCAUACUCAAAACCCUCCCCAACAACAACAGCACAUUUACCAACAGCAACACCAACAGCAUCAGCACCAGCAACAGCACCAGCAGCACCAGCACUUUCAGCAGCAUCAACAGAUUACUUCAUCGCCUCGUCUGGUUAACUCUAACGCAAACGCUCCUACUGUUCAAAACAACAAUCCAGCCAUGUACUCUUCUCCAGCAAUGUAUCCCCAGCAGCUUGCCAUCAACAACGUUGGCAACGGAGGUCCUGCAGGAAUCCCAGCGGGUGCGAUCCUCAAUAACCGCUCAGCAGCGCCAGCAUGGUCAUCUCAACAAAAUGAGUUCUUACGCACUUCUGCCCGAUUCAACGCCUCAAGAUCUUUUGAUAUUGAAGAUGAUAUUGAGUUUUGUCCUUUAAUGACUGAUGAUGAUAUCAAAAGAAGACGUAUUGCAAAUAGCCAUGCUGAACUUUCAUACCUUGCAAACUCGCCAUACUCAACACCAUAUACUUUGUCAAAUGGUCUGCUAGUAAGCAACGGUGGAGGAAGUGGAUCUCCGCUUUUGCAACACCAACAGAUUCCAGAUUACAUGACACUUAACGGAGCCUCUGGGCCUGGCGUUCCUCCUGCAUCUUACCUUGGUUCUCCUGUCCCUCGUCAAUCUGGGUUGGUUAACGGUAACCGACGACAACAACAACAGCAGCAGCAACAGCAGCAACAGCAACCUCCUAUGAUGAUUAUGAUGGAAAAUGGAGGAAUGAAUAUGGGUAUGGGUGGCCUGCCAAACGGAAUCAACAUGAUGACUGGAGGCAUGGACCCUAGUAUGAAGCGUGUGAUGAAUAUGAACAAUAGCAAUGGAAACAAUACCAUGAAUAUGAAUAACGGUGGACUUAUGAACAGAUCUACUACUCCAAGUGGUGGCAUGCGCUCCGUUAGCGGCUACAAUAAUUACUAUACACAGCGAUGA
Messenger RNA from Magnusiomyces paraingens, 981 nucleotides. RefSeq lists its product as uncharacterized. NCBI's taxonomy places the organism in Eukaryota, Fungi, Ascomycota, Dipodascomycetes, Dipodascales, Dipodascaceae. The coding region runs from base 1 to 981 and encodes 326 amino acids. The transcript has 3 exons. The record is from RefSeq and is a predicted model, not a curated record.